CCCGACCCCCCUCCCUCUGCCCACCGCCGGCAAGAACCAGCCUCCGGAGUCCUCCCGCCCUCGGGCCCCGGCGCAGGUGCAGGUGCGGCACUCCACCUCCUCCCACCGGGGCGCAUCCCGCUGGGCGGCCAUGGCGCGAGGAGAUGUACCGCAGGACAGCUACCACCUGGUCGGGAUCAGCUUCUUCAUCCUGGGCCUGGGCACUCUCCUUCCCUGGAACUUCUUCAUCACUGCCAUCCCGUACUUCCAGGGGCGGCUAGCAGGGGCCAACAGCACCACUGGGACCCUGGGCGCCAACCACACGGGCCCCGCAGACGCCUUCAACUUCAACAACUGGGUGACUCUGCUGUCCCAGCUGCCGCUGCUGCUCUUCACACUCCUCAACUCCUUCCUGUAUCAGUGCAUCCCUGAGACAGUUCGGAUUCUGGGCAGCCUGCUGGUCAUCCUGUUGCUCUUUACCCUGACGGCGGCGUUGGUCAAGGUGGACAUGAGCCCUGGGCCCUUCUUCUCCAUCACCAUGGCCUCCGUCUGGUUCAUCAACUCCUUCUCUGCAGUUCUGCAGGGCAGCCUCUUCGGGCAGCUGGGCACCAUGCCUUCCACCUACAGCACCCUCUUCCUCAGUGGCCAGGGGCUGGCUGGGAUCUUCGCUGCCCUUGCCAUGCUCAUGUCCAUGGCCAGUGGCGUGGAUGCCCAGACCUCCGCCCUGGGGUACUUCAUCACACCCUGCGUGGGCGUCCUCAUGUCCAUCGUGUGUUACCUGAGCCUGCCCAACCUGGAGUUUGCCCGCUAUUACCUGGCCAAGAAACCACUGCAGGCUCGGGGGCAGGAGAUGGAGACCAAAGCUGAGCUCCUCCAGUCUGAUGAGAAGAAUGGAAUUCCCAACAGCCCCCAGAAGGCAGCACUGACUCUGGAUCUUGACUCUGAGAAGGAGCCAGAGCUGGAGCCGGAGGAGCCUCAGAAACCAGGAAAACCUUCAGUUUUUGUUGUCUUCCGAAAGAUCUGGCUGACGGCGAUGUGCCUUGUGUUGGUCUUCACAGUCACCCUGUCCGUCUUCCCUGCCAUCACAGCCAUGGUGACCAGCUCCACCAGUCCUGGGAAGUGGAGUCAGUUCUUCAACCCCAUCUGCUGCUUCCUUCUCUUCAACGUCAUGGACUGGCUGGGACGGAGCCUGACCUCCUACUUCCUGUGGCCGAACAAGGACAGCCGGCUGCUGCCCCUGCUGGUCUGCCUGCGCGUCCUGUUCGUGCCGCUCUUCAUGCUGUGCCACGUGCCCAAGAGGUCCCGGCUGCCCAUCCUCUUCCCACAGGACGCCUACUUCAUCACGUUCAUGCUGCUCUUUGCCGUUUCCAACGGUUACCUGAUGUCCCUUACCAUGUGCCUGGCACCCAGGCAGGUGCUGCCGCACGAGAAGGAGGUGGCCGGCACCCUCAUGACCUUCUUCCUGGCCCUGGGGCUCUCCUGUGGGGCCGCCCUCUCCUUCCUCUUCAAGGCGCUGCUCUGAAGUGCUCCGUCCACGGCUCUCGCAGCAGCUCUCUUCUCGCUGCCCCUUUGGAGCUGAGACCCGGCGCAGGGGGCAAGGCAAGCCGGGUUCAAGCCUCUGCUGGGCUGAGGCCCCUUGGUCUGGGGGUGCCAGGAGGAGGCGGGCACUGCUCUCCCUCCCAGGCUGGCAGCCACUUGGGGUGCUACAAGGAAGAAUUCACCACUGGUCAUUCCAACC
This is a messenger RNA of Ceratotherium simum simum (southern white rhinoceros), 1717 nucleotides long. It is a transcript of the gene SLC29A2, whose product is annotated as solute carrier family 29 member 2. Gene Ontology annotation, molecular function: nucleoside transmembrane transporter activity. The record is from RefSeq and is a predicted model, not a curated record. Gene Ontology annotation, biological process: uridine transmembrane transport; adenine transport; hypoxanthine transport. Gene Ontology annotation, cellular component: basolateral plasma membrane; plasma membrane. Lineage: Eukaryota; Metazoa; Chordata; Mammalia; Perissodactyla; Rhinocerotidae.